CCCUCUGCCAUCCCAUUCCUCGUCGUCACCUACUCAUUCCUCUGAGUCCGUGGCCGGUCCAGGAUGCAUGACAACAGCCGGUCUCUCCUCCUGAACCGGACUGGAAGCUUCCGGGCCGAGACGCUGGGCCAGACCGCCCUCUUCGUCGUCGGCAACCUCUGCUUCGCCCUCUUCGUCGUCGGCGUCCUCGCCUUCACUAUCAUCGCCGCCACCUACCGCGCGGACGAUCCCCUCCUCCUUCCCCCCUCCUCUUCUGCCUCCUCCGCCAAGCUCACCGCAUUCCUCACCUCAUCUACCAACGCCACCUUCCGUCCCGACGACGCCCCCCUCCGCACCGGCGAGGACUUCCUCAACUCCUCCACCUCCUCCGCCUCCCCCGAUGAUGCCGCCGUCAUCCACCUUGCCGAUCUCCCCAACUCCAACAGUUCUUCCUCCGCCGCAUCUGGCGGUACUGACUGCGACGCCGCCGCCCCCAUCAACUGCGCCGAUCCGGAUGUCUUCCACCUGAUGAUGCGCGCCACCAUCGAGUCUUUCCGCGACGUCCACUUCUAUCGCUUCGGCAAGCCGGUGCGCGGCGGCGACGGUGGCGGUUCCUGCGACAUGGCCUGGCGGUUCCACCCCAAGGACGCCAAGCGGGCCGGCUUCUACAAGGACUACCGCCGGUUCGAGAUCGCACGGUCCCCCAGCUGCACCUAUUCCAUCGUCAAGAUCGGCGACUACCACACCGGCGUGAAUGCCCGCAAGAAGAAGAAGCAGCGGAAGGGCGACCACGACGCCACUGGCGAAUUUGUGUCGAAGAAGACCCCCUCCUCCUCAUCUCGGGCCUCGGACGUGCUAGUCGUUCCCGUGGUCGGCGAGGCCGUGAACGACACCCUUCCUGUGGUCGAGUCCGAGAGCAAGUUCAGCAGUAGCAGGUACCUGAUCUACUCUGGCGGUGGCGACCGGUGCAAGAGCAUGAACCAUUACCUGUGGAGCUUCCUCUGCGCCCUCGGUGAAGCCCAGUACCUGAAUCGGACCCUCGUCAUGGAUCUCACCGUUUGCCUCUCCUCCAAGUAUUCGACCACGAACCAGGACGAGGAGGGGAAGGACUUCAGAUUCUACUUCGAUUUCGAGCACUUGAGGGACUCCGCCUCCGUGCUCGACCAGCGCCAAUUCUGGAACGAUUGGGCCUUGUGGCAGAAGAAGGACAGGCUCAGCCUCCACCUCGUCGAGGACUUCCGUGUCACGCCGAUGAAGCUCACCAUGGUGAAGGACACUCUGAUCAUGCGCAAGUUCGGGGCCGUGGAGCCGGACAACUACUGGUACAGGGUCUGCGAGGGGGAGACGGAGUCGGUGAUCCAGCGGCCGUGGCACCUCCUCUGGAAAUCCCGCCGCUUGAUGGAUAUAGUCUCUGGCAUUGCCUCAAGAUUGAACUGGGAUUUCGAUUCAGUCCACGUCGUGAGGGGGGAGAAGGCGAGGAACACCAAGCUCUGGCCUAACUUGGCCGCGGACACCUCGCCGGAGGCCUUGCUGUCGACCCUCAGGGACAAGAUCGAGGAUCGAAGGCACCUGUACAUCGCCACCGAGGAGUCUGAUACCUCCUUCUUUGAUCCCCUGAAGGAGAAGUAUACUACUCAUUUUCUGGACGAUUUCAAAGACUUGUGGGACAAGAACAGCGAGUGGUAUGACGAGACAAAGAAGCUCAACAAUGGGAUUCCGGUGGAGUUCGACGGCUACAUGAGGGGGGAGGUUGACACGGAGGUGUUCUUGAGGGCUAAGAAGCAGCUGGAGACCUUCAAUGAUCUCACCGGUGAUUGCAAGGAUGGGGGCAAUACUUGUCGCUCAACUUCCUGAAUGGUUUGCGGGAUCAGAUGAUGUGUUCCCAUGUUAGCUGAUUCAAAUUUGUAAGCUCAAGGUACGUUACAUCUCAUCGUAUGUUAGGUUAUGCCAUGCCUUUGGUACUGGUUAGCUUUAGUUUGUCUCCAAAAUGUUGUGCAUCAAGAUCACAUUUUUUUGUUCAAAUUUUGUUGAGAUCUUGAAGAGUUUUGCAAUUUUGCUUGAUUUGUUGUUAGUCCCAAAGUACAUUAGAUCUCAUAAUCAAAAUGUUCUGCAUCAAAAUCACAGCUUUCUUUCAAUGAAGAUUCAUCGAGUUCUUAUCACACACAGAAUCAUAAAGCUCUUGCGUGCUUCUGAUUAGGAUGCAUUAAUAGGAUGAACCACUUGCAUGUAGUAACUUAAUCAUCCACUUUAGUGAUGGCUUGUUUUUGUAGUCAUCAAGAUCACAUUUUUUUGUUCAACUUUUGUUGAGAUCUCUAAGAGUUUUGCAAUUUUUGCUUGAUUUGUUGUGUCUCAAAGUACAUUAGAUCUCAUUAUCUAAAAUGUUCUGCAUCAAGAUCACAGCUUUCUUUCAGUGCAGAUUCAUUGAGUUCUUAUCACACGCAGAAUGAUAAAACUCGUGUGCUUCUGAUUAGGAUGCAUUAAUAGGACGAACCACUUGCAUGUAGUAACUUAAUCAUCCACUUCAGGGAUGGCUUGUUUUUGUAGUCACUUCACCAUCUGGUAAAUUUCAAUCUUGUAUAAACUCCCAUGGAACAUCAGGCACUUUCAUUUGUGUGAUUAGUAGGCAUGCUUCCUCUUAUUACUAUCAAUAGAUCUUGAAUGCAUUAUCUGGAAGUAUGUUGAAUGGUUUUGACAUGAUAAAAAUGCCUUAACAUACACCCUUCAAUAAAACCAAUGUUUUUGAGCAAUUUAGAUCGACUUAGGCUAUGCGGCACGCUUGCAGCAUAGGUGAUUGCAAAGGAUCAGCCGUUCCAAUAACCUCUUAUAGCCCAAUAAGGACCUGCACAGAAAGAAAUUGGGUUAGUGAUGAACAAAUGUCGUUCUAUCAAGCAUGAAUAUCGAGAUCACAUAAGUAGACCAAAACACAAACACUUUAUUGGCACUACAAGUCUAGACAACUUGAUAACCUUUGGAUGGUCGCCGGACAAGGGAUCUGGGGUUCAUUCAUGGCAUGUGUCACAUGCGUCACAGCCUUAUGUACGCCUGCAACUUGAGUUGUGUGAUUGAGAGUUCUUGUUAUUUGACUGUUAAACACCAAUUCGGAUUCUUUGCUUGCUCUCUCUGUAUCUCCAUGAUCUGUUCAUGAAAUAUUUCAAGGAAACAAGCCUUAGGCAAAACUGGCAUUUCCUUUCUAGCUCAAUGUUUUUUGCAUUUAGCUUUGAUGCCAGAUUAGCUUUAGUAAUACUAUUCAUUGAAGGUGAAAGUUAAAUUCUAGUGACUUGCGUUUUUCAUCACUAUGGCUACAGAAAUAGCUUUGUCAUCUCCCAUGAAGUACUGGAACUCUUAGCUGCUUUACAUAUCCACACAUUGGACUCUUAAAUUUAUUACGAUUCAGGUCAUUCUGCUCCUAAGUAUACUUGUAUAAGAUUCGGUCAAAAUUAUGCAUGAUUGGAUAGAAACCCACUUUUCUCUUUGCUUGCAAUUAGAUGUUUUAUACACUACAGUUGACUCAUAAGCCUGUAAUUAGAUGUGAUUUAGAUCUUUUGUGGAUUACCAGAGUAUUUGCUUCAGAUGAGUAAGAAUCACUAGAACUUCAUAUUUUCUAGUUUAAGAGGAGAUUGUUUUUACCUUCU
Molecule: messenger RNA, 3611 nt
Organism: Musa acuminata subsp. malaccensis (wild Malaysian banana)
Lineage: Eukaryota; Viridiplantae; Streptophyta; Magnoliopsida; Zingiberales; Musaceae
Source: RefSeq, a predicted model, not a curated record